UUAUAAUACACGAAACAUAAAAGAGCUGGAUUCCCCCCAUUAAGUAUAACAAUACUUGUGUCGCGAGACCCCGCUCUUCCAUUAGGAAAUAGGGUAAACACCAACAAACUGUACUUAAUUAAUAUACAAUUUACAAAUUUGAUAAUUAUUUACAGAUAAGAUUAGAUAUACUGACUGAACCAACUUAAAACUUGUUAGACUUUGAUUGAAACCAAUCCUACAUACAAGACUUUAUACUUACGACAUAUUAAGACACUUAAUAUUAACCGCUUAAGACGAAAAUUAUUGAAUUCUAAUGGCUCCUCUACACGAUGAUGGCCCAGCGCUGGACCAGCGAGAUGGCCCUGCGUCCUGGACCAGCGCCAUAAGCCAUCCGACACCACCACUACCCUCUCUACACGCUGGCCCAUCUUAGUUGACCAGUGUGAUGGUCCAUCAUGUGGAAAAACCAUAAAGUUUACAAUCCUCUGUUUCUGCAAAAUAUUUGAUAAACAUGAAUAGGCAAAUUCAAUCUCAAUGAUUAGAUAGAGACCUACCUAAUGUAGAUAGACGUAUCGUAUUUAUAUCUGAGUGUAAGUUAUACCACAUCAGUUUGGAUAACUCGAGUGAACGACAAGCGUUUAAAAUGGUGAAACAAAGGAAAUAUGUCGUGAAGAAACAUUUCCAGGGAGUUCCAAAGCGGGAUGACUUCGAAAUCGUGGAAAUCGAACUACCCCCAAUCAAAAAUGGGGAAAUCCUUAUCAAAACCGAAUGGAUUAGUGUGGAUCCCUACCAGCGCGCCUACAACUCCCGCUACCCCGUCCCCUACGACCAAUUCGGAUACCAAGUUAGUGUUGUAUUGGAUUCCAAAGACCCCAGAUAUCCAGAAGGAUCUAGAGUCGUCUCUCACCAAGGCUGGUGUGACCACAGCGUCGUUAAAACGAGCGAAGGUGAAGCGACUUUAGGCUUAAACACUGUUUACAAGCUUCCCGAUUUAAAGGGUAUGUCCAAUUCUCUGGGGAUCGGAGCCAUUGGCAUGCCGGGAGCGACUGCGUACUUCGGGUUUCUGGAAUUAUGUCAGCCGAAAGCAGGCGAGACGGUGGUGGUAACUGGUGCUGCUGGAGCAGUGGGUUCCAUCGUUGGACAAAUCGCCAAAAUCAAAGGUUGUACAGUCAUCGGUUUCGCUGGCUCCGACGACAAGGUGGAAUGGCUCGAGAAGGAGUUGGGUUUUGAUAAAGCUUUCAAUUAUAAAACUGUGGACAUCAUGAAUGCUCUGAAGGAAGCUGCGCCUAAAGGAGUGGACUGCUAUUUUGAUAACGUUGGAGGGGAAAUAAGUAGCCAGAUCAUUUCUCAAAUGAACCUCUUUGGACGAGUUGCCGUCUGUGGAAGUAUAAGUGCAUACAACGAAGAUCUACUGAAUACACCAAAAGCCGCUAUAAUUCAGCCGAGCGUAGUGUCAAAACAGUUGAAAAUCGAAGGUUUCAUCGUUUCGCGUUGGCUUCCGCGUUGGCCCGAGGCGUUCGCGGACCUGAUAAAGUGGGCAAAAUCUGGUCAACUGAAGACUAGAGAGCACGUUACUGAGGGCUUCAACAACAUCUACGAUGCCUUUGUAGGAAUGUUGGCUGGUGAGAAUACUGGUAAAGCUGUCGUUAAAGUCUAAUUGUAAAAUAUAAAAAUUACCUAUUACACUUAA
This is a messenger RNA of Cydia pomonella (codling moth), 1672 nucleotides long. RefSeq names its product prostaglandin reductase 1-like. NCBI's taxonomy places the organism in Eukaryota, Metazoa, Arthropoda, Insecta, Lepidoptera, Tortricidae. Gene Ontology annotation, cellular component: cytoplasm. Bases 626 to 1639 code for a protein of 337 amino acids. The record is from RefSeq and is a predicted model, not a curated record. The transcript has a single exon. Gene Ontology annotation, molecular function: 2-alkenal reductase [NAD(P)H] activity; 15-oxoprostaglandin 13-reductase [NAD(P)+] activity. Gene Ontology annotation, biological process: prostaglandin metabolic process.